AUACCGAACAACACCGGAGAAGGCGCGAUAUUCUUGCUCGUGCGUUCUAAAGCCUCAAAUUGCCCAGUUUGAUAAACACGCGUUAUUUUGUUGCUAAAACUAUUUAUUUAGUUGUGGUAAUAAACAAUAUUCUACAUUUAUUUAAUAUUUUUUAAUGAUAAAUAUGAUAUUCACAAUUGGAGUAUUGACAAUUGUUACAAUUGUUCAAGGAACAAUGCACAUGCCAUCUUUGAAGGUCCCUCUGUACUCGGAUUUACUUCUCCGAGACAUAAUUGAUCAUAUGAGCAAAGACCUAGCAGAAACAGCAGACUCUUAUCUGGAUUACCCAGAGAUGGUUCGCGACGGAGAAGACUACGAGAAAGCCAAAGAAAUCCCCGCAGAAAUGUCGAUUGAUUACGAAGAAAUGGAAACGCUUAAUCCUAAUCCAAGUAUCCGCGAUCACGAGUACCUGAGACACAGUAGUCUUGUAGCCAACCAGAGAAUGAACGACGAAGCGGGUGAAGAUAGACACAAGGUUCAAGCUGCUGAGCCCAAGAGACCCAAGGAAGAGAAAUCCGAGAAUACUCUUCCAGCUUAUUGCACUCCUCCCAAUCCGUGCCCAAUCGGAUACACAAAUGCAAACAAUUGUCUAGAAAAUUUUGAAAACACCGCAGCUUUUAGUCGCGAUUUUCAGGCAUCCCAAGACUGCAUGUGUGAUAGCGAACAUAUGCUUGAUUGUUUGAAUAACAAUAAUGAGAAUAAUCAAGCUAUGAAUGGACAAAUUACCAAUUCUGAAUUUGAAAAAAUUGUUGGAAGUUUACAGGAGAGUAAUCCUUAUUUCCGGGGUGAAAAGUUGCCAAUUGCAGCUAAAAAAGGGAUCAAUGUAUUUUCAUAUUAAAAAAUAUUUUUAAAAUUGGUUACCUCAAAAUUUUAUCACAAAAAUAAUCAACUUGUAUAACUAAAUUUUUUUUUUAAAUUAUGUACUUUAAUUUUGAUGGUAAUACCAAAGUAUGUACUCAAUGGUCUAAUAUAAAAUAUAUUAUCGAUUAUAAAUAUUUUAAAAAAUAUUUAGAAAAAAUUGGUGUCGAAUCAAAAAUAUAUCAUUAUUUAUAAAUUAUAACAACUGAUAAAUAUAAAAAAAAAUUAACAUAUAUAUUAUGAAAUAUGUUAUAUAUAAUUUAUUUCUAACGUUGAAAAUUGACAAAUUUUAAUAAAUAUCUAUUACUUGAGUAUUUUUAACAGAACGACAAGACACAGUUAUAUUAUGCAUGAUACUUAAUUUAAUGAAAUUGAAAUACAAUUGUAAUUAUGAAUGGUGCUACAAUAAAAAAAAAUGUAUAAUUUAAA
Molecule: messenger RNA, 1326 nt
Organism: Cotesia glomerata
Lineage: Eukaryota; Metazoa; Arthropoda; Insecta; Hymenoptera; Braconidae
Gene: 7B2
Exons: 5
Coding region: 155-877 (240 amino acids)
Biological process (GO): regulation of hormone secretion; neuropeptide signaling pathway
Cellular component (GO): secretory granule
Molecular function (GO): enzyme regulator activity
Source: RefSeq, a predicted model, not a curated record